Messenger RNA from Pyrenophora tritici-repentis Pt-1C-BFP, 765 nucleotides. Its product is annotated as Gst, Glutathione S-transferase. NCBI's taxonomy places the organism in Eukaryota, Fungi, Ascomycota, Dothideomycetes, Pleosporales, Pleosporaceae. The record is from RefSeq and is a predicted model, not a curated record.
AUGUCUACAAAACCUAUUCGUGUGUGGCUUGCGCCACCGGGGCCUAAUCCCUGGAAAGUGAUUCUUAUCCUAGAGGAAUUACAAAUUCCCUACGAGAUCAAGUCCAUCCCAUUCCAGGAUAUCAAAGCCAAGCCUUUCAUCGACCUCAACCCUAACGGUCGAGUUCCUGCCAUCGAAGACCCCAACACCGACCUAGUGCUGUGGGAGACCGGGGCUAUAAUCUUGUACAUCGUCGAACAGUAUGAUGUAGGGAAGAAGCUUACAUAUGGGACUGUGCAAGAGAAGAGCCACGUCCAACAGUGGUUAAUGUUCCAGGUCAGCGGUCAGGGACCGUACUAUGGACAAGCUAGCUGGUUUCACGUGCUUCACAGCGAGAAGCUUCCGUCAGCUAUCAAUCGCUACGUUGAGGAGGCAAAACGUAUCUGCGGUGUGCUUGAGCAGAGCCUGACAGACAGAGAAUGGCUCGUGGGAGACAAGAUGACCAUUGCAGACCUUGCGUUUGUACCCUGGAACGAUCGACUGGAUGUCGUUUUGAUGUGCCCGAUAGAAUCCAAAUUCGACAGCUUCCCCCGAGUUAAGGAUUGGCAUGAGAGAAUGAUCGCUCGGCCGUCCUGGAAGAAGGCUAUGGACAUUAGAACCAAACUCAUGGACGAACAGGGCCUGAUGUGGAACGGAAUGCCCGAAGACAUUGCCAACAUGGAGGAAUACCAGGCCAAGAUCAAAGGAGAGAAAGACGCGAAAGCAGAAGCAAAGGCAUCUACAUAA